Messenger RNA from Dovyalis caffra, 351 nucleotides. NCBI's taxonomy places the organism in Eukaryota, Viridiplantae, Streptophyta, Magnoliopsida, Malpighiales, Salicaceae. The record is from the annotation of a GenBank genome assembly.
AUGGACCAACUGAGUUUUGGCUAUGUUUGGUACAGAUUAGGAGACGCUUUCAAGUUCUUUAGGUUUCCAAAUUGGGAGUACCACGCACUGACUAAGUUUCAUUACACCGGAGGUGAUUUUUCACCGCAGCAGUGUGUGAAAGAACGUAGUGAUUUUUGGGGAAAUGGUAGUAGCAUGAUAGCGAACAGAGGUGGUUUAGGGUUGUGGACUCCUUAUCCUGGAGAUCUUGAUUCUGUUUCGCUGCCAAAACUAGCGCUAGAAGAUCAAAAAAAGGCGGAUUUCUUGAUUCCUUAUCCUGAAGAUCUUGAUUCUGUUGUAUUGCCAAAAGCUGUGGAAGUUGAAAUUUUUUGA